AUGGCAUCCUCAAAGCGCAAGUCUGACGACAGCGAUUCCGACUGGGAAGGUGCACCCGGAGCGAAGCAACCCAAACCCACGAUCGAGUCAGGGACCGCUGAAAUUCAGAAAGAUCUUGGUAACUAUGGCAGCGCAUCUUCUCAACGCCCGGCAAGGGUAAGGAAGCCUCCGGAAAGAUACAUCAAUGCACCGCCUCAGCCGUCAGCCCACAAGAAGAAGAAAGCGACCUCGGCCAAGGCCAAUCCAUCUACGGAGGAAGGUUCAGCUACAGCAAGGGGUGCUUCUCAUCAGAUUCAGGCUGAGCUUCCGGCACCUUCGGACACAAUUGCCAAUGGCAUCGACAGCUCGUCACAACUACCGGAGAAAGAGUCCCUGAUAGUCUGUCUCAAAGUCCCAAUUUCCGCCUACAAGAACACACAGACCUCUCUUCCGCUGGACGGACAAGGCCAAUGUGCUCAGCGUAUACUGGAUCCCGUACCGGCAUCGAGUCAGGAUUUUGCAACACCGCCCGCCUCGCAAGAAACCCUUUCAAGCCAGACCCCCAUAUCGCAAGCAUGGGAACCAAAUACGCCGGAGGACAGUAUGCGCAACGUCCCAGACUUCGUCAAUCACGCCCAAACACCGCCAUCAAUGCUUUCGAAGGAGGCAGAUGGUCGCUUCGCAUACCUUACGCCCGAAUCAGCCAUUCACUAUGAUCUGAGUGUCGUGCAUGAAAAGUCGAACGCUGAGCUUGGGAACGGCCAGGUGCCUGAACAAGACUCAUAUCUAGCCCAGCCCAUACUGCCUUUGGGUUCGACCUGCGGAAGGUGUGGCGCAGCUGGGCACGAAGAGCAUGACUGUUCCGUGGCUCUUUCUGUCCCCGACAAUCGAGAUCGCAGCGGGCAGGUCGAGGCUUGGCUUCGAGCUGGCGAUGCCGCCGACCAGUCAAAACCGCCCUGUGCCGACCUUGUUGGGCCGGUGUCCAGUCUGUAUGCGGAAUCAGAAGCAACAACGGAUUGCGAUGAAUUCGUGGGCUCUCCCGUCGGUGAAGGAUUCGACCUAGCCGACAACAAACACCUCUCCGAUAUCACCGAGCGACUCAUUGCCCAGCAGAAUAGAGGUUCGAACAAGCCAGAACCGCACGGACAACCAGAAGUCUGGGCCGACGGACGGCAAGAGAUCUGCGAGACGCUACAUUACUAUCGCGCAUACCAAAGCGCCUGCUACUCAACUGGCGGUUUUGCGAGGGGCUUCAUGUUUGACAAGGUUGCGCAUGCUCGCGACUAUAUGGAUACUAACGUUGUCAUCUCACGAGCAGGUGGUGGUCUCGCGAAGGACAUUGACUCCGGUGAGAUGAAGUCAAAGAAGGACCAAUCUGAAGACUCAGCUGCGCUAGGCUUGAGGAACUGCAUGCUUCACUACAACCCAGUCGUCAUCAUCACCGGAGUCGACAACCCCAACAUCCCAUCAAAGCCACCGCAUCAGUACUGUGUUUUGGAUCAUUUCAAGCCCACCCAUAUCUGGGCUGAGAAGAGUGGUAACAGCAAGAUUGUGCGAUACCGCUUUGAGAAGCUGAACACAAAGAAAGAGUCCUGGUGGAAGGAGAAGGAUUCACAGGAAGUUGCAGAGCUUGGCUCGCUGCAACCUCCAGUCGAGAAGAUAUGCGGAAGCUGCAACGUGAAGUCUCAACAGAUAUACCUGAACGGGUGGAUGUGUCUACAACCGACUUGCGCCGCCUUUUGGAAGAUUCUCAUGCCCACACCAGGACCCGGAACGAGCACGUCAGCGCAGGAGCCAAAAGAAGCCUCCUUGGUAUAUGACCCACGCUUUCUCAAGCAGAAGACUCCUUGGCACAACGACGAUCACGACUACCCUCUAGUCUCUAACGCUGCUGAACUUUCAGGACACUCUAUUCCUGGCGAAAAUACAUCCGUCGCAUUCUGGUCUGGUAUCGUUUGCCCUGGUUGCGGACGCUGCACAUCCCGUCUGAACUGGACAAAUUGGGAGUGUUCCAAUGUAGCAUGCCAGUACAUGAGAACGCCUCCGCACACGCUCAUCCCCGCGCUAUCGCUUCACGACCCAUUAUGGCCAGUCACUAGCAGCUACACGCUGUCUAGGGAUACAAUGACACCUCUUUUAGGAUUGAAGGUAUCAUUUGAACAUGGAUAUCGUAUCAAUCGCUAUGAGUUACCCGGAGUCAAUGGCUUCAUCACACACAUGAUCGCCAACAAGACCGUGCUUGAGGAAAAAGGUGGACCAGAUGCCAUGUUCGAAGAGCUCCAACAGACGGACAUUGGACUGCAGCGACGCUCCAUGCCGAACGGUCAGCUCAAAGGACCAAACUACUGCCGCCAUUUCGCAGUCAACUAUGGCAUGCCGUACAAAUUCAUCGCAGCGACAGCAUCUCGUUCUUUCGAUGGAGCCGCUCGUCCAAUAACCAGCACUCGCAGUCGCUUGAACUGGGCGGCCAAGUUGCUCUUGACACAAGAGACUGGGACGAGCAUGGAAGAAGUCAAUCAAGAAUGGCAAGAGAAGGAGUUCAACGAAGUUCUAGCACUGGGAUACUUCGAAGAACAAAAGAUCAACUACCAUGAUGACGGCGAAUUCGGCCUCGGCCCAACUAUCGCAACGUUGAGUUUGGGUGCACCUGGCACUAUGCGGAUCCGCAUGAAAGCCCGUCACUACCAUGGUGUGUCUUCUGUCGCUGGUCUUUACGACGACACUGCCCCAAUCCCAGGAUGCGAACACUACGACGCUCGUCUCGCAGUCCAACCUUCUCUCGAUGCGCUCAAGACAUCAGACUCUAAAGCGUACAACGCGAGGAGGAAACAAAUUCCCAAGCAAUUGAAACUCAGCAACCGAGGCAAUGCGAGGGACGCGCUGACGAUGCAGCUCGGUCAUGGCGAUAUUGUCAUCAUGCACGGUGCGGAUGUACAGAAGUAUUAUGAGCACGCUGUUGAGCACUCGGGUAAGCUGCGGUUUGCGCUUACUUGUCGAUACAUCGAUCCCAAGUCGCUGAAGGCUGAGGAUCAGCCCCAGUAUGAGGUUGGACCGGAUGAGGAGCGGUACGAUGGAUCAGGAUUGAUGUGA
This is a messenger RNA of Alternaria infectoria, 3069 nucleotides long. RefSeq lists its product as uncharacterized. NCBI's taxonomy places the organism in Eukaryota, Fungi, Ascomycota, Dothideomycetes, Pleosporales, Pleosporaceae. Gene Ontology annotation, biological process: DNA repair. The transcript has 2 exons. The record is from RefSeq and is a predicted model, not a curated record. Gene Ontology annotation, molecular function: zinc ion binding; nucleic acid binding. The coding region runs from base 1 to 3069 and encodes 1022 amino acids.